CUGUUCCAAACGUUUCAUUUUCCAAACUCGAUUUUGUCCUUAUAUUCUAACUUUACGUAUACAUACUUUAUAUUGCCUAAGCGGUUAGAAGCCUUUUAGCAAAAUAAGAUCAUCAAAAGGGAGAUUAUUCUUAUUCCUUGUGUUUGCAGGUGAAAAAGAAUAUGGCGGAACAGUUGCUGCUGCAUGGGACUCUUGAAGUGAAGAUAUACAGGAUCGACAGGUUGCAUAAACGUGGAAGAUUCAGUUUAUGUGGCACUUGCUCGGGGAACAAGGAACCGGCGGGGAAAAAGAUUCAAUCCCCAAUCAAGAAUCUAACGUCCUCAUGCACAGAUUUACUAGGAGGGCAUCUCUACGCAACCGUUGACCUAGACAGAGCAAGGGUGGCUCGAACCAUGAUGAGACGUCAUCCUAAAUGGUUCCAAUCUUUUCAUCUAUACGCCGCACAUUCAAUCUCCAAAAUCAUAUUCACAGUCAAAGAAGAUGAACCGGUCAGUGCGAAUUUAAUCGGCCGAGCUUAUUUACCUGUCACCGAAGUCAUCACAGGACAACCUGUAGACCGAUGGCUCGACCUUUUAGACGAGCACAAGAGUCCUAUCCAAGGAGGUUCGAAAAUCCAUAUACGUGUGACGUUCACUAGCGUAACACAUGACGUGAACUGGAACAAAGGUAUCGUUAUACCUUCGUUCAAAGGAGUCCCUAACGCAUUUUUCAACCAACGAGAAGGUUGCAAGGUUACGCUUUACCAAGACGCUCAUGUCCUCGAAGAUUACCAGGACAUUACCCUCUCGGGAGGACAAGUGAUAUACAGUCAUCAUCGGUGUUGGGAAGAUAUUUUUGAUGCAAUAUGGGACGCAAAACAUUUAAUAUAUAUCACAGGUUGGUCGGUCUACACCGACAUAACAAUGAUCAGGGAUCCUAAACGGCCAAGACAAGGAGGUAACCUGAAGUUAGGAGAAUUACUGAAGAAGAAAGCAGAAGAGAACGUGACCGUUCUAAUGCUUGUGUGGGACGAUAGAACGUCUAACGAAGCAUUCAAGAGAGACGGUUUAAUGAUGACUCAUGAUCAAGAAACUUACAAUUACUUCAAGAACACGAAAGUGCGUUGCGUUCUGUGUCCGCGGAAUCCUGAUAACGGUAGUAGCCUUGUUCAAGGGUUUGAAGUGGCUGCGAUGUUUACUCACCAUCAGAAAACCGUUGUGGUGGACGCUGAAGUGGAGGGGACGAAAACUAAGAGAAGGAUAGUAAGUUUUCUUGGAGGGAUUGAUCUUUGUGAUGGGAGGUACGAUACUCAGGAGCAUCCUUUGUUCGGUACUUUGAAUAAUUUUCAUUCUAAUGACUUUCACCAGCCGAACUUUGAUGGUGCAUCGAUUAAAAAAGGCGGUCCACGUGAGCCUUGGCAUGAUAUUCACUGCAAGCUGGAUGGUCCUGCGGCGUGGGAUGUUUUGUACAAUUUUGAACAGAGAUGGAUGAAACAAGGUAGUGGUAGAAGGUACUUAGUAUCAAUGGAACGGCUCUCAGAGAUCACGGUUCCGCCACUACCAUUUGUAAAAUCCGACGAUGUUGAAGGUUGGACGGUCCAAAUUUUCCGGUCGAUAGAUGAUGGUGCGGUUCUAGGAUUCCCAGAGGAUCCUCGUGAAGCUUCCAGCGUAGGACUUAUCACGGGAAAAAAUAACGUCAUUGAAAGAAGCAUACAAGACGCUUACAUUAACGCCAUAAGGAGAGCCAAACACUUUAUCUACAUUGAGAACCAAUACUUCCUAGGAAGCUCCUUUGGAUGGAGUUCAAGAGACGUUAAUAUAAACGAGAUCAACGCUUUACACCUUAUUCCCAAAGAGAUUUCCCUCAAGAUUGUGAGCAAAAUCGAGGCAGGGGAGAGAUUUUCAGUGUAUGUUGUGAUACCGUUGUGGCCUGAAGGGAAACCUGGUUCUGCUUCGGUUCAAGCAAUACUAGAUUGGCAAAGGAGAACAAUGGAGAUGAUGUAUACUGAUAUCGUCAUUGCUCUUAGGAAGAAAGGUUUAGAUGCAAACCCUAGAGACUACUUAACGUUUUUCUGCCUUGGGAACCGGGAAGUUAACAAGGCGGGUGAAUACUCGCCUCCGGAGAAACCAGCGGCCAAUUCUGAUUACGCAAGAGCUCAAGAAUCUCGUCGGUUCAUGAUCUAUGUCCAUUCUAAAAUGAUGAUUGUUGAUGAUGAAUACAUAAUAAUAGGAUCAGCAAAUAUUAACCAAAGGUCUAUGGAUGGAGGUCGUGACUCAGAGAUCGCAAUGGGAGCAUACCAACCUAACCAUUUGAUAACUACCAAUCAAAUGAAGCCAACGGGUCAAGUUUUCAGCUUUAGGAUAUCACUGUGGCUUGAACAUCUACGGGUUAUAACCAAUCCAUUCAUGUUCCCUGAAAGCGAAGAGUGCAUAAGAAUGGUCAAUGCAAAGGCAGACGAGCUAUGGGGACUAUACUCAGCACAAGUGUACCCUCGAGAUCAUGAUCUACCGGGGCACUUACUUAGUUAUCCGAUUAGCAUUGGUACCAACGGGGAGGUAACAAAUCUUGCUGGGGCUGAGUUGUUUCCUGAUACAAACGCAAAGGUUUUCGGUGAAAAAUCUAAUUAUCUCCCUCCCAUCCUCACUACUUAAGUGAUGUAACACUUGCAUCGCAUACUAUAUGCAGAAUUUGUAAUUUCGGUUGUGUUAAUCAAGUCUAGUUUAAAUAAAUUUGAGAAUAAAAAAGAGUUUAAUGUGGAAAACAGUCUAGACCGUUCAUAAACC
Brassica oleracea var. oleracea is the source of this 2762-nucleotide messenger RNA. RefSeq names its product phospholipase D zeta. Gene Ontology annotation, molecular function: calcium ion binding; D-type glycerophospholipase activity. Lineage: Eukaryota; Viridiplantae; Streptophyta; Magnoliopsida; Brassicales; Brassicaceae. The record is from RefSeq and is a predicted model, not a curated record. Bases 162 to 2630 code for a protein of 822 amino acids. Gene Ontology annotation, cellular component: plasma membrane. Gene Ontology annotation, biological process: phosphatidylcholine metabolic process; phospholipid catabolic process. The transcript has 5 exons.